Messenger RNA from Castor canadensis (American beaver), 1218 nucleotides. NCBI's taxonomy places the organism in Eukaryota, Metazoa, Chordata, Mammalia, Rodentia, Castoridae. The record is from RefSeq and is a predicted model, not a curated record.
AUGGUCCUGGGCUGGAGUCACCGCACCAGCAUCCCCCUCAAUGGGCCCUGGAUGAUGGACACUGUCUGGAAAUGCCUUCUAAGGCACCCCCAGCCAGAGUCCCUGGCUCUGUCUGCGCCUGCUCACCACCUGGCUCAAGACCCGGGAAUCCCAGGGAGUGGUCACUCGUGGGACACUCCUGUGGGGCGCCGGCGAGUCCUGGAGCAGCAGGAAGCAGAGGGGGCGCCAGGUGCAGGAGAGGCGGCCAUGGGGGCGCGCGGCGGGACCCUUCUGCUGCUGCUGCUGCUGCUGCUGGUGGUGGUGGCGGUGCUGGUGUCGUGCGUGAGACCCGAGAACCCGCCGGACGUGCUCUCAGGGCCAUGUGGCCACCGCACCGUGCCGUCGCGCGUGAUUGGUGGAGAGGACUCCGAGCUCGGCCGCUGGCCAUGGCAGGGGAGCCUGCGCCUAUGGGGCACCCAUUCCUGCGGAGCGAGCCUGCUGAACCGCCGCUGGGUGCUGACGGCUGCUCACUGCUUCGAAUGGUCUGAGGAUCCCGAUGAGUGGACCGUCCAGUUUGGGGAACUGAGUGCCGUGCCAUCUUUGUGGAACCUGCAUGCCUACUACAAUCGUUACCAAGUGGAGAAUAUCUUUGUGAGCCCCAAGUACCCAGGGACAUAUCCGUAUGACAUUGCACUGCUGAGGCUGUCUUCCUCUGUCACCUUCACUAAGGAUAUCCAGCCCAUCUGCCUUCUGCCCUCCACAUUCAAGUUUGAGAACCGGACUGACUGCUGGGUGACUGGCUGGGGAGACAUCCAAGAGGAGACGAAUCUGCCCUACCCCUACACUCUCCAGGAAGUACAGGUGGCAAUCAUCAACAACUCCAUGUGUAACCACCUGUUCGAAAAGUCAGACUUCCGCAUGAACAUCUGGGGAGACAUGGUCUGUGCUGGCAACCCUGAAGGCGGCAAGGAUGCCUGCUUUGGCGACUCAGGAGGACCCUUGGUCUGUGACCAGGACGGACUAUGGUAUCAGGUUGGAGUUGUAAGCUGGGGAGUGGGCUGUGGUCGGCCCAAUCGGCCUGGAGUCUACACCAACGUCAGUCAGCACUUCAGCUGGAUCCGAAGGACGAUGAUCAACAAUGGCACCCCCAGGCCUGGCCCCUCCCCACUGCUGCUAGUCCUUAUUGUGUCCUGGGCUCGCUGGCUCCUGGGGCCAGCCGAGCCCACCUGGCCUGUGUAG